Molecule: messenger RNA, 5436 nt
Organism: Pocillopora damicornis (cauliflower coral)
Lineage: Eukaryota; Metazoa; Cnidaria; Anthozoa; Scleractinia; Pocilloporidae
Cellular component (GO): cytoplasm
Molecular function (GO): protein binding
Source: RefSeq, a predicted model, not a curated record
UUAUAUUUCUAAGACAUGGAUUUCCUUUCUAAGGAGAAGCUGAGAAGUGACAUUAAGACAACUUUUAAUGUAACAAAGGAAUUAGAUCUGUCAGGGUAUUGUUUGCGUGAAUUGCCUGAAGGUGUGCUGGAAUUCACUGAGUUGGAGGAACUUGACCUGUCAUGGAAUGAACUUAAAACAAUACCAGAAAAUAUUGCAGGAUUAAACAACAUUACCAGAAUUCAUCUGAGUGGAAACCAGCUUUCCAUAUUCCCUGCAAGUUUGACACAGCUGAAGAAACUCACAAGGCUGGACAUUACAUAUAACAAACUAACUGCCAUCCCUGAUGUUAUUGGUGAGAUGGUGGAACUGGAGACACUGGAUCUGAGUCACAACCAGUUGACUGUGUUGAGUCCAGCUAUAAAACAGCUGAAGAAACUCAAAUGGCUGUACAUCUCAUUUAACAAACUAACCACCAUCCCUGAUGCUAUCAGUGAGAUGGUGGAACUGGAGGAACUUCAUCUGAGUUACAACCAGUUGACUGCGUUGAGUCCAGUUAUAAAACAGCUGAAGAAACUCAAAUGGCUGAACAUCCCACAUAACAAACUAACGACCAUCCCUGAUGCUAUUGGUGAGUUGGUGGAAAUGGAGGGACUGAAUCUGAGUUACAACCAAUUGACUGUGUUGAGUCCAGCUAUAAAACAGCUUAAGAAACUCAAAAUGUUGUUUGUGAGUGGGAAUCCUUUUAUAGUUGAAGGAAUAAGAAGUGUUAUGGAGCUAGAGGAUACAUGUAAGAUUGACACUUUUUUUUCAGAUAUCCAAGGCCAAAUAGCAGACAGACCUAAAGAAGCACAGCUGGCUUAUGAAAGGGCUUUGAAAGAUGGAUAUGUCACAGUUUACCGAAGUAGAAUAUUACUCAUUGGUCAGGAUCGAGCUGGUAAAACCAGUUUAAAGAAGAGUCUCCUUGGCCUUCCAUUUAACUCUAAAGAACAGAGUACUAAGGGGAUUGAAGUGGAUCCUUCAAAGUGUGAAAUUGAUGUUGACCAAGCUGCAAGGAACUGGCAGUCCAUUGGUGAGAAUAAACCUGGCCUGUUGGAAUGUUCCAAAGAUGUGGCAAAGAUUGUUGUAGAGAAAAUUUUUGGACAAGAUGAUUUUGCUAGAAAAAUGACUCUGCAGGUAAAAUGUUUAGAAGAAGAAGAUACAGAUGAAAGUUUAAAAGAAGAUUUUGAAAAAGAUGCAGCUCACAUUUCACCUGCAGAUUUUGAAGAGAAAGCUUUUGAUGCUUACAGAGAUGGCAGAAAGAAGGUUGAGGAUAAAGGAGAUUACCCAUCAGUAGAUGCUAUGCACAACAUUAGCACUGAACACUCAAUGGACUGCAUCUUAGAUGAGCCCAAGGUAGUUAUUGAUGUUACUCAACCCCCUGAUACCGUGAAGCAUGUUCAUCAGUGGUUGAAGUAUGUCCAAGGCAAAGACAUCAAAAGUGGUUUAUUGAAAGAAGAAUCCUAUGCUUUAAUGGAUAUUUGGGACUUUGCAGGGCAGCACCUGUACUAUGCCAGUCAUCCUAUCUUCUUCUCACAGCGAGCACUGUACAUAUUGGUCCACAAUCUCAGCAAGCCUUUAGAUGCUGCAGCUGAGCCCUGCAUGAGACAAGGGAGUAAUGAGGUGAAAUUGGAAAACCCUAACAAUGAAACAAACAUGGAGAAUUUGCUGUCAUGGCUGGCCACAGUACACGGUGUUGCCCUGGCAACUGAUGACACAGUUAAUGAUGCACAACAUAAGCUGCCCUACCUCCGUCCUCCAGUGUUUAUUGUUGGAACACAUGCUGACAAACCAGUUGAAGACAUAACAAUAAUAAAGAAACAAAUACAAGAGAGAAUUUCUGGUAUGGAAUAUGAGAAGCAUGUGGUCAGACCCUUAUUCUGCAUUGACAACACUCAGAGACCAAACUUGAUAAAGAAAUUUAUCCAGAUGAUUGGAAAGCAGACAGAAAAACAUAAAACAGCAGGGGAAGAAGGAAAAGCAGAUGGAAUAAAUGAAUUGCAGAACAAAAUCUUGGAGGUGUUGAGGCAGGAGCCCUAUAUGGGGGAGAAAAUACCUGUCAGAUGGUUUUUGUUUGAAAAGGUGAUUGAAGCUUUGGUGGCUAAACAGAUUUAUCACAGGAAUCUGCAACAACUCGAGCACUAUGCAAGGAAAUAUUGUUUCAUGGAAGAUGCAAAAGAGUUUGAGUCCAUGAUCAGUUUUUACCAUGGUUUGGGCAUGAUAAUCAAACACGGCAGUACAGUUGUACUGAAGGCCCAGUGGCUGAUUGAUCUGUUCAAACAGCUGAUAACCAUUCCACCUUUCAAUAAACAGAUUCCCUUACAUGCUAAGUACUGGCGUGAACUUGAAGGAAGUGGCAUCCUUAACAUGGAACAUGUUAAUCAUGUGUUCUCCACCUUUAUUGGACAAGAAAUCUUUAAAGAAGACAUUCUGGACAUGAUGGAGCAAUUUGGUUUGAUCGCUAAGUUCUCAGUUUCCCCAACUGACGAGAAGUACUUUGUACCAGCUCAGUUGAAAACAUCGCCUGUAGAACUCUGUAAGAUGACACCAUCAUCAACUGAUCCAUGUCCAUUGUAUCUCCUCUUUGUCCAUGGCUUUGUCCCUCAUGGUCUCUUCUUGCAGCUUGUCUCGCGAUCCAUUCGUUGGUGUUCAAAGACAUGGGCCACACAUCAACCGAGGCUGUACCAAAAUGGAGCAUGGUUCAUCAUUGGGAAAGAUAUUCAUGAUUUUGUCCUCAUAUGCAAAACAGGAUUUGUGAAGGUGAUCUUGAGACAAAAAAGAGCACAAAGUCAUCAGGUUGUGGGGCAGAACUCCGUCGCACUAGCAACUCGUGUUCGUGAAUUUCUUGAAGACACCCUAAAGAAUUUGUCAGGAGAAAUGCCCUACCUGAGGGGACUGCAGUAUAGGGUGUGUGUUGCAUGUCCUAAUUGUCAUGAAGGGGCAGAAGAAACGCGUCGUACAUGCUCAGACCACAUGAAAACCACUUGCACACACGAGGACUGCUUCCACCUCAUUGAUGCAAAUGAAGGUCGACUGGCCAUUUGUAACCGAAAACCUUGGAAGAUUGUACUACCAGUUUGUGGAUUGGAGAAAUGGUUCUUAAAAAGAAGAAGCCAGGGUUUGUCCUCUUCAAAUUUAGCUGCUAGAUCACAUGAUGAAGCAAGUGAAAUCAAUCCAAUGAAGUCUGCCACAGCAUUGAAGGUGACUCUCCUUGGCAGUGAGUGGAGUUCGUCAAUGGGAGGCUUGUCCACCAUUAACAGACAGCUUGCCAUUCUGUUGGCCACACACUCUGAAGUGGACGUUACUCUCCUUGUCCCCCAGUUUGCCUGUUCUGAAGAAGAGAGGAGAAUGGCUCGAAUUCACAAUUUAUCGCUCAGAGAGGCACAAAAACGUCCAGGUUAUGCCGAGUCCCUUGACUGGCUGUGUGCCCCGCCGAGAGAUCUGGACAUUGACAUAGUAUUGGGCCAUGGAGCAAAGCUUGGUAAACAAGCUCAAUUUAUUAGAGAAUCUUACCAGUGCAAGUGGUUUCAGGUAGUGCAUACUGCACCCGAAGAACUCGGAAUGCACAAAAACUAUCCUAUGGCCAUUUGUAAAGGUGAAGAGAAGAAUACAACUGAAGUGGAGUUGUGCAAGUUGGCAGAUGCUGUGGUAGCAGUUGGACCAAAGUUGAAGAGGGCUUACUCUUCCUAUCUGCGCUCAUACGAGAAGCACCAGGAGAUAAUUCAACUGACGCCAAGCACGUUUAGUGCGUUUUCCGACGUAAAACAAGCUGCAGUUGACAUGGACAACUUUAAGGUUCUAACAUUUGGCCGUGGUGACCCAGAGGACUUCAGCUUGAAGGGCUACGAUAUCUCUGCUCGAGCAAUAGUUGAACUGAAAGACAGAUCUUACCAUCUGAUUUUCGUGGGUGCACCAGACGGUAAACAGGAUGAAGUUGCAAAGAAUUUACUCAUGAGUGGAAUUGAUAAAAACCAGCUGACCGUGAGGAAGUUCGUGCAAAGGAAAGAGAGAUUGAAAGAAUUAUUUUGUGAAGUUGAUCUCUGUAUCAUGCCCUCCAGAUCAGAGGGUUUUGGUUUGACAGCAUUAGAAGCGUUGUCUUCUGGUCUUCCCAUUCUUGUCAGUGGAAACUCAGGAUUUGGUGAAGCACUGUGCACUGUACCAUCAGGCAAAUCAUUGGUGGUGGAGUCUGAGGACCCUUGGGAGUGGGCAAAGGCAAUUGCUGGUGUCCGACAGAAGGAAAGAUCAGAUCGACUUCGAGAUAUUCAACAACUGAAGAGUUCAUAUGAAGAGAAGUUUUGCUGGGAGAAACAGUGUCACAGUCUUGUGGAGAAGAUGUGGGACAUAGUUCAUGCUUCUAAAAGACAAGACACAAGUUUCAGAACUCGGAAGGUCGAAGUUGUUGACACGUCAGCCGAACAACUAACAGCUGAUUCAUUACUGACACCAAGUUCCCUUGACCGAUUCACCCAGGAACUUCAGCAGAUGCAACUCGAUGCAAGCAAAGGCAAGAGCAAAACAGAUCUAUUAUUGGGGCUGAGGAAUAUUGUAUCAGACGCUGGCUUCAGAAUAUCUGACAAUAAAGGAUCAGGAAAUUGCAUGUUCUAUGCCUUGUCCGAACAACUGGAAAUUGUUAAGGGAAUCGAAAUCCCACAUGGCGAAUUAAGACAAACCUUGGUCCAGUACCUCAGGAGUAAACCAAAACUUCCGGAUGGAACAGAUCUGUUUCACUUUGUUCAUGGACAUCAAACAUGGACUGAAUACCUAGUACACAUGCAACAAGAUGGCGCUUGGGGUGAUCACGUAAUUCUGUGUGCCGCAGCAAACUACUUUGAAACGCGCAUUCGUGUGGUCAGUAGUCUACUUCCUAGCAAUGAUGUCAUCAUUACGCCACAUUGUCCAGUUGACGAAAGCAAACCUCUUGUGCUGGGACAUAUUCAUGAGGCGCACUAUGUCAGCCUUCAACCCGUGCAAGGUUAAAAUGGCAGGCCCCCACAGUCACUUCGAUCAGCCCUUAUGAAGAGCUCGGCCUUCCAGAAUGACUUGAUAGGCAUACAGACCAUUGAUGCAAAUUGGCCAAGUAGAGCUUUCUUCAGCCUGAUUUAUCUGAUGUGAACUUUAAAAGCUUAGAUUUAAUUAGAGGUUCUAUAAUAUUAGUUUUCCAAUGUAUCGCAUUAAAAGUAAAAUAAUCCAAAUGACGAGGGGUGUAAAGAAAAGACAUCACACCGUGAAAAGUUAUCGUAACUAUACAAAAGUGAACAUGUCUUCGGGAAACAAAAGACUAUCAUCAAUGUGAAACUUUAUUUAAGGGGCUCGAAACAUGAACUCGAUUACUCUUACUCAGUCGACUAAGAAAAAAAUUUAUUGCUACGUACCAUCUGUAUGUACAACUGAAUAAAAACUAUGUACAGUUGCAGUAAA